AGUGACAUUAACACUUUCUGGUUUACCCAUUCCGGAGUCCGGACCCAAAAUUCAAAAUUUAAAACCAAAAAAAAAACAAGAUGUCGGACAUCAAUUUGGCUGCCUACGAUGCCUUCCGCCGCGAUCUGGCCGGAAUCUUCAAGACCUUCAGCGCCUACACUCAGACCGAUUUUACUAAGGAAGUUGGCACCGACACCAAAGUAGACUUGGAGUCUGCUUCCGAAAGUCAACUAUCAAAACUCUAUGAUCUAGAUUUGGAAAAGAUUAGAGUUGUAUUGUAAAUAUGGAUGGAAGAACCUCGUCUGAACCGGAUGAUUGGCAUCCGGAUAGAGUGACUUUGCGUCGCCGUAAAAGCUGUCCCAGCGAGGGAAUCCGACCGCUCGAAAGAAAUCAAGACACUCCUCUGCGACGAUCUGAAUCUGAACCGAAUUUGGACUCCAACGUAGCCAGAGGUUUGGUGGCUCUACAGUCAGUUGCCCAACA
This is a messenger RNA of Drosophila bipectinata, 483 nucleotides long. RefSeq lists its product as uncharacterized. The record is from RefSeq and is a predicted model, not a curated record. NCBI's taxonomy places the organism in Eukaryota, Metazoa, Arthropoda, Insecta, Diptera, Drosophilidae.